AUGGAGAGCCCAUUGCCUGAAGUGCCGUUGUUCAAAGUCUUCUCCUUCCUGGACGUAUUCGAUUUGCUACGGGCCGGCCAAGUGAACAAGUACUGGAAUAAGGUUGCAGACAGUGAUCGCCUGUGGAGAGACCUGUGUCUGAAGAAAUGGAGCUUCUACAACUUCUCCUGUGAGCACUUGGGCCCACAGACAUGGAAGCAGUUCUUGCUCAACCAAAUAAGGCAUGAGCGUAGGAUGGAAUUGGCACAGCCGGAGGACUUUAUCUACAAAAAAACAACUGGCAACUUAGGAAUCUUGGGACCUAUAGCUUAUCUCUCAGGAAGUGGCCCUUCUAUGAAUGGACGAGAGAAGUCAGUCAUUUGUACGGUGUCUUCGAAGCGCAUGCUUUAUGCCUGGGAUGCGUGGGAGGGCACUAUGAUCUGGUCAAGCCCAGUUCAGCCAUCUAGCAUCAAGCUUCUGGUGACCCUCCCUCAGGUGCAUCUUGCAUUCACUGUGGAUUUGGAAGGAACAGUCAAAGUGUGGAAUUGUCAGGAUGAGGACGCCCUGGCUGCUCUCACCAUGCCUCAGGCCUGUUUUUCCUUGGAAGCCUUUCUCACAAAGGAUGGCCCAUUCCUGAUGGUAGGCAAUUCUGAAGGUGACAUCUACACACUGACAGUGCCUGAGUUGAGGAGUGUUUCUAAAGUUAAUGCGUUUAACUACAGUGUUGAUUUUCUGCACUGCUCUCCUGACAAGAAAUGGAUCUUUGCCUCUGGGACACAUCAACAUAUCUUGCCAAAGGUACUUUUUGUGGAGUGCUUACUGAGACCGUCAGAAGGCGAAAGCCCUCUUUCUGUCUCUCUCCCGUUUUCAUCGUGCUGCAGAGCCUGCUGGGCCCCAAGGAGGGCCAACAGGAUAACGAUGAUGUUCCGAAGAGCGUCUUUCAAAAAGACGGGGUUUAGCACCUUUGAUCUAACACUUGAGAGGACUGGGGGCAGAACAGCCAUUCAAGCACAUCAGAUCGCAAGUUUCCUGUUGCCAGUUCAUAUGGAGAGUCCUAUUUGGAUGGGAGUCAGUGAUGGAAAUAUGAUUGUCUUUGAGAGUGGGCCAUACUUGUUUCUCUUCACCAUCAAUGGCCUCCAGCUGCAACAGUUUGAUGACCACGAGCUGACCAUCUGUAACUUAUGGGUGGAUUCUCUCCAUGUCCUCACGACAUCCAUGGAUAACUAUCUGCACAUGUACAUGUGGGAAGAGGAAGGUCGUUACCCAUACCUCAAGAGCUGUUUUCACCUGGAACACAUAAGGAAUGAUUACACACCAAGCUGCUUUUUCCCCAAAGCAAUAUGUGAUAACACGAGCGUAGUAUGUGUGGUGUCAAGAAGUCGUGAAACCAGCAUUCUGGUGAUGUAUUCUUUGAACGUGUAAUAUGGAAACCAAUGCAAUUAACCUUGAUCAUCUUGCUCAAUGUAGUAAAGAGAAUUCUAUUUGCAAACCCAGAAUGAUUA
Molecule: messenger RNA, 1481 nt
Organism: Rhinolophus ferrumequinum (greater horseshoe bat)
Lineage: Eukaryota; Metazoa; Chordata; Mammalia; Chiroptera; Rhinolophidae
Gene: FBXW12
Product: F-box and WD repeat domain containing 12
Exons: 10
Coding region: 1-1401 (466 amino acids)
Molecular function (GO): protein binding
Source: RefSeq, a predicted model, not a curated record